Messenger RNA from Drosophila suzukii, 1048 nucleotides. RefSeq lists its product as uncharacterized. The record is from RefSeq and is a predicted model, not a curated record. NCBI's taxonomy places the organism in Eukaryota, Metazoa, Arthropoda, Insecta, Diptera, Drosophilidae.
GAGUAUGAACAAUAGUUAAGAAUAUUAAAUUGCAAUGUCAGAGUCAACCGAUCCCCACUGUUCCACCUCCAAGUCCAACCUGAUCAAAGUAAAUCACGUGGGCGUUACGGCCAAGAUGCAAUCCCCGCUGAAGAAGAUACUGCCCCGGAUGAACUUCUCCAGCGAUUCGGAUGUUUACCAGAACAGUCAGACGCAGUACAACAUGUUCAAGGAUGCGAGGCGUGGCGAGGUGACCGAGUCCACCGCUUCCGGUAGCUCCCCGCACACCCUAUACGAAAUGCACGCCGAACCGGAUAAAAGUAUACUGAAUCAGUCGAAGAUCAGGCCCCAUAGGAUCGAGUUCCAGCGUUACUCCAAGAGGCGUCCCCAUGUGAUUGUGCCAACUAAGUCGGUUCCUAAGGUAAAGAGACGUUCCAAGUCCCACAAAGCCUCGCAGGUGCCGAAACAUAAAGGAGGUUUCCUGGCCCGUUUGGUUGAAUCACUGGACAAGAUGUGCCAGUGCCAGCCGCCGAACCAGAAAUCCAUUAUCGACGAUCUCCCGGAGCCUCAGUGGAAUCGCAAGGAAGCCAGCCGGCAUACCUGCAUCGGAAUCUAUCCCUUCGAGCACGGAUGCGCCGAUUAUCUGAGCACCACUGACACCCAUCCGAAGAUCAAUUCCAUUGUCCUGGCGGAUCGGGCCACCACCUAUGCCACCCACUUCUGGGCGGAACUCUUUGGGUUGCUCCACAUCGCCGUGGCCUUCGUGGUGGCCUUCAUCCUGCAGAGCUAUCGAUUCGUCCUGUACUCCCUGGUAAACACCCUGCUCGUGGGACUGCUCCACAUGACCUCGGACUACAUGCUGAAACCCUUUCUGACCAUGCUCUUUAAUGGCUUCCUCCAGCCGCCUUUGAUUUUCCUGUACAACAUCUUGUGCUCUGUGAGGGACAUCCUCGAACCGGUGGCCAACACCCUGAAUAACUUCAUGAAACCACUGGCCACAGUGGGCAGCAGUUUACGAAUGGUGGAUGUCAACUACCGCCAGAUCCAUAAGCUGGCCAAGGAUGUUUGA